GGUGGGGGGGCAGUGGGCGAGACGAGGUUGAGUUUUAGAGGAAACACUGUUCAUGAUCAUGUAGAUAGGCAGAGGUGAUCGAGGAGAUAACACCAAUUGUACAGCGACUCGGGAAACAGGCGACAACCCAGAAGACUGCCGUGGAUCGCGGCUCACACAGUGGAGCUGACAGCCUGGUAGGGGCUCAAACAGACUGCGAAGCAAAGGGAGAGGAAGUGCUGAGUUACGUGGAGGCAACAUCAAAAAGAGAUAAGCCAAUGGACAGCCAGAUGAGCACCAUACAGUUGCGUUGUCGUCCAGAUGAACACCCGUCCACACAUGACGGGGACAGGUGCUGCAAGCUUUGCAAGGAAGGACAGUUCAUGGUGGCCGAAUGUGACCAGAACACUACAACCAAGUGUCAGCAAUGUGGGCAUGGUCACUACAUGGACAAGCUGAACUAUUUGGGAAAAUGUCAACCCUGUAAAGACUGCCCUUCCAUCAGCUUUCUGGAAAGGGAAUCCGAGUGCAAGAUUGACACAGACACACAGUGCAAGUGCAAGGAGGGCUACUACUGCCUGGAGAAGGAGUGUGAUCAUUGUCGCCCUGCCAAGAAGUGCCCCGCCGGAGAGGGGGUCGAGAUGAAACAUACCUCAAAAUCUGACACAGUGUGUGUGCCGUGUGCCAGUGGAGAGUACAGCAAUGUGACAGACCUAUAUGCACCUUGCCUGAAACAUACCGACUGUAAAAGUCUCGGCUUGGAAUUAGUAACUCAUGGAACGAAUACUGCGGAUGCCAAAUGUACUCCCAAUCCCAACACAGAGUGUCUGUGGAUGGUACCUGUCAGUCUCUGGGUGGGCUUUGUGGCCACGGUACUAGUGGUGAUCAUCGUGUAUGUGUACUGGAGAAGGAGCCGGCAGUGCCGCGCACAGAUCACAGGGUCCCAGUCCACAGAGAACCCGGGUCACUUAUCACUGAUUCUGCACGAAAACGAUCUGCAUUACCCAACAUUAUGCUUGGAUGACAAAUUCCACAAUCACCCCCCUCCCUGUGAAGUUCAGAUUAGUGACUUCACGGGCCCCUCUGAAAUUGAGUGUGACGGGGUGACCAUGACAGUACUGACGUCGGCUGAAAACUUCAGCAAACCGGCUACAGCUGGAGAUGCCAGAGGGAACCUCAAUCAUAUGUCGCUGUGUCACUCGGAGCCUCAGGAAGACGAAUGGGCUGAAACAUGACCGAACACACACAUGCUGACCAUGAGGAAUAUAUGUGUGCAACUUUCUGCUUCGUUGUGAUGUCUUUUUUCACUGUUCUGUCUUUUAAUAAAAUGACAUUCAGAGAAUUAUCA
Messenger RNA from Paramormyrops kingsleyae, 1327 nucleotides. RefSeq names its product tumor necrosis factor receptor superfamily member 5. Gene Ontology annotation, molecular function: protein binding. The record is from RefSeq and is a predicted model, not a curated record. Gene Ontology annotation, cellular component: CD40 receptor complex; external side of plasma membrane. Gene Ontology annotation, biological process: immune response-regulating cell surface receptor signaling pathway. NCBI's taxonomy places the organism in Eukaryota, Metazoa, Chordata, Actinopteri, Osteoglossiformes, Mormyridae.